AUGGCAGAAGCACUAGCAACAGCUUUCACAAAUAAUCUCUUGAUGUGCAGCAUCUGUCUGGGAGAGUAUGAGGACCCCCGUGUGUUGCCUUGCUAUCAUACAUUUUGCUAUGGUUGUAUAUCGGACCAUGCUUCACGCACACUGACUCCAAAUAGGAUAUUUGUGUGUCCCAUUUGCAGAGAAGAGACCAAGUUUCCAGCUGGUGGACUUAACCAACUGAAAAAGAAUUUCAUCUUCAGCAAGGCCAAGGAUAUCAUAACCCAGCAACGAGAGAGACAGACAUUAGAAGAGAAACAGACCAAUGUAGCAGCAGUGACACAGGCCAUUGCACAUAUGACCAUCAGUUGUGAGAAACAUCCUAAUAAUGAAUUAAAAUAUUACUGUGAAGAUGAAGAUAUUGUUGUAUGUGGUGACUGUGCAUCAACAGAUCAUUACAGACAUGGUAUUGUGCCAGUUGAUAAAGUUGCAAAAAGCAACAGAGAUAAAAUUAAAGCUGCCCUUGUGAAAACUAUAAAAACAUCGACCAGGUUUAAAGAGGCGGUUGCCAUGGAAACAAUUGAUGAUACAGGGGACAAUCAUAGCAGGAUAGCCACUAUCAAAAAUAUUAAAGAACAAGUUCACGGCAUGCGCACAUACAUUGAUCAGAGGGAAGAAACAUUGAUAUCAGAAGUGAAUUCUGCUUAUGAUAUCAGAAAGAAGCAGAAGGAGGCAAACAAAGACACCCUUGAAUUUCACCAUUCUUCCUUGCACAGUGCCUGUGACUUUGCCCAGGAACUGGUUACAAAUGGCACUGACUCUGAUAUCAUGGUUCAUGUUAGGUCUCUGAUUGAAAGGCUGGCAGCAAUGGAAAAAACACCUGUCCCUAUUCUAGACACACCAGCACAGAUAUCUUACAAACCUGGUGAGAUAUCUUCUGCCGGACUUGAAGCCAUGUUAGGACAGGUGACAGUACAGACACAACCUCCAUUAGCCGGAACAUAUCCAAGUUCACCAUCACAUCCUCCUGUUUUCUUGGGAAAACCACAAUGUGUGCAUUCCUUCAGUGCUAAUCUGAGAGAGGAUAGUAGACAAACAUCUAUAUCUGGGAUAGUCAUAGAUACAGACCUAAUGUAUAUUGUGGAUAAUAGCAAUGACAGAAUUAAAAUGUUUACACAUGCUGGAGAAAUUACAUUUUGCAUUAAACAUAACCGUCCACUUAAUGUGGCUGUGUCACAGACUGGUGACUUGUAUAUAACAUCAAACUAUGACAACUGUGUCAAAGUGUACUCCACCAGAGGUCAGCAGGUGACAACCAUGGGUCAGGGUCAACUGAAAGAACCAUAUGGUAUUACACUGAACAGACAAGGUGAUGUAAUGGUUUGUGACACAAAAGAGAAAUCCAUCUUCACAUUCCAUGCAGACAGUGGACAGCUCGUGAACACUUUUCCACUCUUUCUGUGUUCAGGACCACAGAACAUCACAGUGAACAGUGUGAAUGAUAACAUUAUAAUAUCAGACAUAAGCAUGGGCAUUGGCUGUGUACAUGUGCUGUCACCUACUGGUGAUUAUAUGUACCAGUAUGGCGGCAAAAAUGGUGAGGGUAAUGAUCAAAAAUGUUUACCAGAUGGGGUGUGCACAGACAGCUAUGGUCACAUCUUCAUUGCUGACUGGGGCAGUGGAUACUUCAAGAUAUUGGUACUAAGUCCCAAAGCAGAGUUUGUCAGAUACAUUGUCACUACUGACGAUAAAGAGGAUUGGCUACAAUAUGGCAUAGGAUUAGCCAUCAACCCUGCUGGCCAGCUGGUGGUGGGAGAGAAAAAUGGAAAAGUUAAGACAUUCCAGUACUUAGAGUAA
This is a messenger RNA of Lingula anatina, 1833 nucleotides long. RefSeq names its product tripartite motif-containing protein 2-like. Gene Ontology annotation, molecular function: ubiquitin protein ligase activity; zinc ion binding; protein binding. Gene Ontology annotation, biological process: protein polyubiquitination; proteasome-mediated ubiquitin-dependent protein catabolic process. The record is from RefSeq and is a predicted model, not a curated record. Lineage: Eukaryota; Metazoa; Brachiopoda; Lingulata; Lingulida; Lingulidae.